This is a messenger RNA of Rhizophagus irregularis DAOM 181602=DAOM 197198, 4957 nucleotides long. The record is from RefSeq and is a predicted model, not a curated record. Lineage: Eukaryota; Fungi; Glomeromycota; Glomeromycetes; Glomerales; Glomeraceae.
GGAAUACAAAAAUGAUGUUACUCAUAAAUUUCAAACAAUGAACCGAUUAUCAAUAAAUAUGAUCCAGUUCAGAUUUUUUUUAUUUUAAUAAAAUUUCAUCUCUCCUAUUUUUAACAUUAAUAAACAUUAUUUAUCAUAAUAUUUCGCAAUGUCUUUGGACACCUAUAGAAACCAAAUCCUUUCAAACUCUAGUGAGGGAAAUGUCGAAGUCAAUCAAAGAGACUUAAUUGAUAAGAUUUUGGCUCGAUAUUCCUGUAAAUUUGUAAUAUAUCGGGAAUUAAUGCAAAAUUCUGAUGAUGCGGAAUCAUCAAGCGUUAAAAUUAUAUUUGAAACCAAUGGCAGUAAAAUUACAAGAAUAUUAUUUAAAAAUAAUGGAUUCGCUUUUAGAUCUGAAGAUUGGAAUCGUUUAGUGAAAAUUGCCGAAGGAAAUCCUGAUGAACAAAAGAUAGGAGCUUUUGGCGUAGGAUUUUAUUCAUUGUUUUCUGUUACUGAAAAUCCAUUUGUUUCCUCUGGUGGACAAGGAAUGGCUUUCUAUUGGCGCGGGAACCAAGUAUUCACGAAACAAGGUCCAAUUGAUGAUGAUGACAAAGGUUGGACUACAUUUUUAAUGGAUACUAGGGAACCUUUAGAGAUACCAAAUAUUGAGGAAUUCGCACGUUUCUUGGUCAAUUCAUUGGGGUUUACGGAAAAUCUUCAAGAAGUAUCUAUGUAUAUUGAUGAUGUAUUGAUAAUACAACUAUCAAAGAAAAUGCAAGAACCAAAAUUGGUUGAAAUUGCAUCUGGCUUAAAUACAUUUUCUCCAAACAAUAUGUUUCAUCUCACAUCUGUAGAUUUUAGAGGUGUUCAACUAGAUGUUAAAAGGUUACUUAUACCAACGAAAUUGAACAUAAAACAACUUCGUUCACACAUGUAUCAAACAUUAGAAGAAUCUAUAUUAUUUAGAAUUGCCAAUGGAAAUUUAGACGUUAAAGUUAGCAAAGAAUUUUCUGCAAAAAUGGAACGAGUUACUAAGAAAAAGCCACCAAAUAAUACGUUCAUUCAAAUGAUUUAUGCUGAAUUUGAUGAACGUAAUUUAUCUAAAGAUGAUAAUAAAGAUAUUUCUCCUAUAUAUAAAGAUUUAAUUUCAUAUCCUGAACAAGGAAAAAUAUAUAUUGGUUUUCCAACUAAUCAAACAACCGGUUCUUGUUCUCACUUAGCAGCUCGUGUAAUUCCUACCAUGGAACGAGAGUUGAUUGAUUUUGCUGAACCAACAUUAGCUGAAUAUAACAAUGAAAUGUUAUGUUUAGCAGGAACAUUAAGUAGAAUUUUAUAUGAAUAUGAAAUGGCUCAAAUAACAAACUUUUAUAAUGAAAUUAUCAGUUCCGAUAUUGAAAACAAUGAAGAAACCAAACGACCUGAAAAGAGUACAUCUAAGUCAAGAUCGAAAAGGUCGUUAUAUAAAUGGCUUAAAAAACGAGUAUUACAUUUUAGUUUCAAAAAACGUACAUCAAUCGUACAAAUGACACAAUAUGAUGAAAAAAUCUCUCCCUAUCGUAAAUGGCUGGAAAAAUGGGCAGCAUAUGCCAUAGCACACUUUACAUACAAUACAGGUACUCCGAAUAUGCAAGUUAGCACAAUAGCAGAAACACAAUUUUCAAGUUGUUUGAAACAAAACUUGUUGAUUUUAUCAACGCAUGGUGUUCUUCCAAUAUCAAAUGUUCGCUUGCCUAAUCCAAAAAUAACAGGAUUCAUAAAGACAGUACCACUCGUUCCAAAAAAUUUGUUGGAACAAUGUAAUCUGUUUUUUAAUAAAGCCAAAGAAGUAGAGCUUAUAGCAGAGUUAGGUUUACAAGAUAUUUUAGAUGAAUUAAAAAUCCGAACAUUGUCUGAAGAAGAAAUUAUUAAGCUUUUGAAAUGGUGGAUUUCUUAUUUGACAGAAGAUAAUAAUUUUGACACGCAACUUUUGAAAUUUGCUCGAAUUGGGGAUAGUUCUCAAACUCUGAAUACAAUUCAAUUUUAUUCGAACCCAAAUAAAAUUCCCUUAGAUAUGAGUAUUCCAUUUGAAGUAUUACCAAAUAAUAUUUCCAAAAAUUUUACUGGGCAAGAGCUUGAAAAUAGAUUUGGAUGGACCGAAUUGCCUUUGGUUAAUUGGGCAAAGUUUAUUGUCAAAAAACCUGAAUUAGAAUCAGAUUUUGAAUUUGCGGAAAAAGUUCAUCAUGUUAUAGCAAAGAAUUUAGAAGAUAUUUCACAAGAAGAUAAAGAAACUAUUCGUCAGUUAUUUGUUGAAAAGAAAUGUAUUCCAACUGAAUUUGGAAUGAAGUAUCCCAACGAAUCUUAUUUCCAAAGUGUUGAUCUAUUUCCUAACUUACCAACGAUAAAAUUUCAAGACUUCACAUCGAGCGUUCGACGUUUGAUGGAACAUUUUGGAGUUCGAAUGUCUGUAGAAUUAAAACUCAUUCUUAAACGACUCGUUAAUCAAGAAGAUUGUUAUUAUAUUCAAAUCAUAAAAUAUCUUGCAUCAAUAUCAGAUGAUCUCAGUGAAGAUGAAAAGAAUAUAUUAAAAAACGAAUCCAUCUGGCCUAAAGAAAAUUUAUCAGGUUCACAGCCAACAGGAGAAAUUCAACGUUUUGUUGCUAGAGAUUUAUAUAUACCUUUAAGAUCACAUCGUGAAUUUGGUUUACAUUUAAUUGAUUGGAAUGUAGAAUGGUCUAAUAGCUCAAAAGAAGGAAAAUUUCUAAUUGAAUUGGGUUUACGAAAACAUCCCAAUCUUGAGACAAUUAUCAAACUUGCGGCACCUCCAACUGAUCCAAAAAUUCGAGAAUUGGCUCUUAAAUAUUUUAUUGAUAAUUUUGAUAUUUAUUCUCAAUUUUACAAACCAGAAGUAGUCAAUAUUGCAUUUUUACCUUGUUCAAAUUCCGAUACUUACGCAAAACCUUCAGAGUGCUACGCUGAUGAUAAAUGCACGAUAAUGAAUUUCCAAAUUAUACGUGAAGAUUUACGUUCUAAAGCAGAAAAAUUAGGCGUUCGUCAACAUCCUAAUCAUGAAAAACUCGUAAAGUGGUUAACUGAGAAUCCACCACAAAAUAAAAACAAGGCAAAAGAAAUUUUUGAAUAUCUGAGUUCACAACAGAAAGACUUUACUGACUUAGAGUGGAACACCCUUAACGAUUUCGAAUUUAUUCCAAUUCAAGAUGUAAGUCAAUCCGAAAUCAUUAACAAGCUUAUCAAACCACGCGAAUGUCUCUUUAAACUUAAAGAAGAAAGCUUGAAUGAUUUCUUUCCCUGUGUCGAUUUUGGAACAAAAGCCAAUAAAUUUUUGGCCAAGUGUGGUGUUAAAGAUGAACCAUCUUCAGCAGACUUUGUCCAAUUAUCAGUUAACUCUUCACAUAAAUUGUGGAAUUUAUAUUUAAAGAAAUAUUUGAACAUUUUGGAAAUAAUUAACCCCAAUCUCGAAAUAAUCCUUGAACUAUCAGCACCUCCAAUGGAUCCUAAAAUUCGUGAGAUGUCUCUUAAGUAUUUUAUUGAUAAUUUUGAUAAAAAGUAUUCAAAACAUUAUAAACCAGAAGAUAUCGAUAUUGCAUUUUUACCUUGUUCAAAUUCCAAUACCUAUGCAAAACCUUCAGAGUGUUUUAUUGAUGAUAGAUGCAUGAUAAUGAAUUUCGAAACUAUACGUGAAGAUUUACGUUCUAAAGUAGAAAAAUUUGGCGUUCGUCAACAUCCUAAUCAUGAAAAACUUGUAAAGAGGUUAACUGAGAAUCCACCACAGAAUAAAAAUGAGGCAACGGAAGUCUUCGAGUAUUUGAAUUCACAACAACAUGACUUUGCUGAUUUUGAUUGGAAUAUUCUUAAUAAUUUCGAAUUUAUUCCAAUUCAAAAUGAAAGUCAAUCUGACGAAAUUAUUAACAAACUUGUCAACCCACGUGAAUGUUUCUUUAAACUUAAGGAAGAAAGCUUGAAUGAUUUUUUUCUCUGUGUUGAUUUUGGAACAAAGGCUAAUGAAUUUUUGGCCAAAUGUGGUGUUAAGGAACCAUCUUCAGAUGAUUUUGCCCGAUUAUCAGUUAAUUCAUCACAUAAAUUAUGGAAUUUAUAUGUAGAAAAAUAUCCGAACAUCCUAGAAAAAAUUAAUCCCAAUCUCGAAACAAUUCUCGGACUGGCAGCUCCUCCCUCUGAUCCUAAAUUUCGUGAAAUGGCUCUUAAAUAUUUUAUUGACAAUUUUGAUAAUAAGUAUUCAAAAUAUUAUAAACCAGAAGAUAUCGAUAUUGCAUUUUUACCCUGUUCAAAUUCCAAUACCUAUGCAAAACCUUCGGAGUGUUUUAUUGAUGAUAGAUGCAUGAUAAUGAAUUUCCGAGCUAUAUGUAAAGAUUUACGUUCUAAUGUGGAAAAAUUUGGUGUUCGUCAACAUCCUAACCAUGAAAAACUCGUUAAGAGUUUAACUGAGAAUCCACCACAAAAUGAAGAUGAGGCAAAGAAUGUUUUUGAAUAUUUGGACUCACAACAGCAUGACUUUACUGAUUCUGAUUGGGGUACUCUUAAUAAUUUCGAAUUUAUUCCAAUUAAAAGUGAAAGUCAAUCUAACGAAAUUAUUAACAAACUUAUCAAACCACGCGACUGUUUUUUUAAAGAAGAAAGGUAUGUACUACUUCUCAAAUAGAUAAAUCUUUCUUUUUUUUUAACGAGGAAAUUAUUAAUCAUCUUAAGAUAUUUAUAAUUUUUUACUUUUAGCUUAAAUGAAUUCUUUCCAUGUGUUGAUUUUGGAACAAAAGCCAAUAGAUUUUUGGCCAAAUGUGGUGUUAAUAACGAGCCAUCUUCAGCAGAUUUUGCCCGAUUAUUAGUUAACUCGCCGAAUAAAUUAUGGAAUUUAUACAAAAAUGAUAUAACAAAAUAUUUGGAAAAAAUUAAAUUUAACGAGAAUCUUGAUAAUAUAACUUUGGGAAAAAAGAAAGAUGAUGAUAAUUUAAUAGCUAUUAAAAUUGGUCAU